Messenger RNA from Nerophis ophidion (straightnose pipefish), 6191 nucleotides. RefSeq names its product gastrula zinc finger protein XlCGF57.1-like. Lineage: Eukaryota; Metazoa; Chordata; Actinopteri; Syngnathiformes; Syngnathidae. The coding region runs from base 389 to 2074 and encodes 561 amino acids. Gene Ontology annotation, molecular function: DNA-binding transcription factor activity; RNA polymerase II cis-regulatory region sequence-specific DNA binding. The transcript is spliced from 2 exons. The record is from RefSeq and is a predicted model, not a curated record. Gene Ontology annotation, biological process: negative regulation of transcription by RNA polymerase II; regulation of immune system process; regulation of cytokine production.
AGUUUUUUUUUUUUUUUGCAUUUAGAGAAAAAUGCUGUCAAAAACAAAGUAAAUUUCCCAAUUCGACCAUGAAAUCUGUUGCUACGUUUACAUUGCACACUUCGAUGGAUAACUUCCUUUUAAAUCAGUGUUGAGCGCGUAAAGGAUCUCGGGAAGUGAAGUGCACACGGACCUGAUGACGUCAGAACCCCGCCCACACAUGCGCACUGUGAAGGAUGCGGCGGCUUGUGAGUGAGUCCAAGAUGGCGGACUGACGACGUUUACAAUUUACGACUUAAUACUUUUAUAUGUUCACAAAGAUUCGUCGUUUCUUUAAACCCAUGAAACGAAAGUUGAGUUUGGAGCGUCAGAGUGUGAGCUGAAGUGAAGAUUGAAGACGUGAUAGAAGAUGGACGACUACUGCUAUGCUAAGAUGGCGACGUCAUGUCAAAGAGAAAGUGAAAGAGAAUCAGCGGACAACGAGGCGAUUACUGAAGACAAAAAUGAGCCAGUUGAAGUUUCCAACAACGUCAUUUUGGAGGCAAUCGUAAGCCCUGAACAGAGCGUUGAUGAGAAAUUAGCCGACUAUGUGGAAGAAUGUAAAGAAAGAGCCGCCAUGAUUGUUAGCUUGAAGAAGGCAGUGGAGUUCACAUCAGAGGAGAUGAAAGAAUGCAAAAGUCAAACGAAGAAAGUGGAAGAAGAUAUCGUUUUGAACGAAGAUAUUUUGGGGAAGAGUAAGAGAUGUGCAGUGUGUGAAGAGAAGACUGGACCACAUGUCUACAUCAACCUGCAGAGGACUGGAGACGUCCAGCAGAUGAUUGGUCAUUCAGAAGAAGUUCCACCUCAACUGCUGGGUGAUGGCUCCACUUUGAGGCAAGAGCAUCCAUGGUCCCCCCACAUUAAAGAGGAAGAAAAGGAACUCUUAAUAACGCAAGAGCCUAACCUCAACCAGUUGCCACUGACUGUUGUCUCUGUGAAGACUGAAGAUGAUGAAGAGAAACCACAAGUAGACCACCUCUUAGCUCCACUAUCAGAUAGUGAGGUCGAAGAUGACAUUGAAAAACCUUUGAGCAGCGAUACAGACUGUGAAGGUGAUAUGAGGACUCAAACUGACAACAAACACACUGGAUGCUCAAAAAAGAAAAACGGGGAUAAAACAUGUUUGAUUGUCUCGGCUUGUGGCUCCACUCACGAGAUGAGAUCACAUAUAGAGGAGAAAUCAUCUAAUUGUUCAGUUUGCGGUAAAACAUUGUCAUGUAAGACAAGUUUGACAAGACACCUGAGAACACACACAGAGAAACCUUUUAAUUGCUCAGUGUGCAGUAAAAGAUUUUAUUUGAAGGCCAAAUUGACCGUGCACAUGAGAACACACACAGGAGAGAAACCAUUUAGUUGUUCAGUUUGUGACAGAAAAUUCACAAGUAAGAUCUAUAUGAAAGGACACAUGAGAACACACACUGAGGAGAACCCGGUUAUUUGUCCAGUGUGUGGUAAAGGAUUGUCUUUGAACACCAAUAUGACAGAACACAUGAGAACACACACAGAAGAAAAAACAUUUAGCUGUUCAUUUUGUGGUAAAAAAUUUCACCAAGGGACAAAUUUGCAAAAACACAUGAGAACGCACACCGGAGAGAAACCAUUUAGUUGUUUGGUGUGCAGCAAAAGAUUCUCCUGUCAGGGAAAUUUGUCACGACACGCAAGAACACACACGGGAGAGAAACCUUUUAAAUGCUCAGUUUGUAGUAAGAGAUUUGCUGAUAACGUCAAUCUGAAAGAACACAUGCGAUCUCACACUGGUGAGAAACCACUUAGUUGUUCAAUUUGCGGCGAAACAUUUUCCCGCAGGCUAGCUCUGUCAGGGCAUAUGAUAACGCACACCGGAGAGAAACCAUUUCACUGUUCAGUUUGUGGUAAAACAUACACCACUAAAUUCAAUCUGGUGAAACACAUCAGAGUACACACGGGUGAGAAACCAUUUAGUUGUUCAGUUUGCGGCUUAAGUUUUUCAGACAGGACGCUUUUAAAACGACACAUCGUGAAACAUUCAGUUGAUCAAAGCGUGGUCCAAGAUGCUCGAGAAUCCCACUUACAUUAAAGGGGAACAUUAUCAGCAGACCUAUGUAAGCGUCAAUAUAUACCUUGAUGUUGCAGAAAAAAGACCAUAUGUUUUGUAACCGAUUUCCGAAGUCGAAAAGGGCGAAUUUGGCGAUUUAAACGCCUUUCAAUUGUUCGCCUGUCGGAGCAAUGACCUUUCACCCGUGACGUCACAUCCUGAAGCGGCCCGCCAUUUUCUCAAACACAUUACACACACCAAGUCAAAUCAGCUCUGUUAUUUUCCGUUUUUUCGACUGUUUUCCGUUACCUUGGAGACAUCAUGCCUCGUGGGUGUGUUGUCGGAGGGUGUAACAACACCAACAGAGGUGUAACAACACCGACAGAGAUGUAACAACACCAGCAGAGGUGUAACUACACCAACAGGGAGGGAUUCAAGUUGCAACAGUGGUCAAAAGAUGCGAAAAGUCCCCCGUUUGUUUUGCACACUUUACCGACGGUUGGUAGAGUGGCCGUGCCAGCAACUUGAGGGUUGCAGGUUCGAUUCCCGCUUCCGCCAUCCUAGUCACUGCCGGUGUGUCCUUGGGCAAGACAUUCUACCCAUCUGCUCCCAGUGCCACCCACACUGCUUUGAAUGUAACUUAGAUAUGGGGUUUCACUAUGUAAAGCGCUUUGAGUCACUAGAGUAAAGCGCUAUAUAAAUAUAAUUCACUUCACUUCGCUACGACAGAGAUGGCACAGAGAGGGCAAGAAUGUGUGGAUAUCCUGCGACACUCAAAGCAGAUGCAUCUCCAACAAUAAAGUCAACGAAAUCACAAAGGUGAGUUUUGUUGAUCUUAUUGACUUAUGUGCUAAUCAGACAUAUUUGGUCAGGGCAUGACUGCAAGCUAAUCGAUGCUAACAUGCUAUUUAGGCUAGCUGUAUGUACAUAUUGCAUCAUUAUGCCUCAUUUGUAGCUAUAUUUGCAUCCAGCCUUUCCCUCCACCCACACUUAAUGCCAAACAAACACAUACCAAUCGUUGGUUAGAAGGCGAUCGCCGAAUUCGUCCUCGCUUCCUCCCGUGCCGCUGUCUGUCGUGAUAUGGCUCAAAAGCUUCUGUUUCUUCUUUAAUUUCGCUUUCGGUACCUGCCUCCAUAUUCCAACCAUCCGUUUCAAUACAUGCGUAAUCUGUUGAAUCGCUUACGCCGCUGAAAUCCGAGUCUGAAUCCGAGCUACUAUGCUAUACCUUUCUGUGACGUCACAUGACAAUAGACGGGUGGAUGUAGCGAUGGUGUAAAUCAGGCACUUUGAAGCCGUUUUUCGGGAUAUUGCGUGAUGGGUAAAAUUUUGAGAAAAACUUAGAAAAAUAAAGAGUCCAGUCCAUAGUGGAUCUAACAUAAUAGUGUGAGAGUCCAGUCCAUAGUGGAUCUAACAUAAUAGUGUGAGAGUCCAGUCCAUAGUGGAUCUAACUUUAUAGUGAGACUCCAGUCCAUUGUGGAUCUAACAUAAUAGUGUGAGUCCAGUCCAUUGUGGAUCUAACAUAAUAGUAAUAGUCCAGUCCAUUGUGGAUCUAACAUAAUAGUGAGAGUCCAGUCCAUUGUGGAUCUAACAUAAUAGUGAGAGUCCAGUCCAUUGUGGAUCUAACAUAAUAGUAAUAGUCCAGUCCAUUGUGGAUCUAACAUAAUAGUGAGAGUCCAGUCCAUAGUGGAUCUAACAUAAUAGUGUGAGAGUCCAGUCCAUAGUGGAUCUAACAUAAUAUUGUGAGAGUCCAGUCCAUAGUGGAUCUAACAUAAUAGUGAGAGUCCAGUCCAUUGUGGAUCUAACAUAAUAGUAAUAGUCCAGUCCAUUGUGGAUCUAACAUAAUAGUGAGAGGCCAGUCCAUAGUGGAUCCAACAUAAUAGUGUGAGAGUCCAGUCCAUAGUGGAUCUAACAUAAUAGUGUGAGAGUCCAGUCCAUAGUGGAUCUAACAUAAUAGUGUGAGAGUCCAGUCCAUAGUGGAUCUAACAUAAUAUUGUGAGAGUCCAGUCCAUAGUGGAUCUAACAUAAUAGUGUGAGGCCAGUCCAUAGUGGAUCUAACAUAAUAGUGAGAGUCCAGUCCAUAGUGGAUCUGACAUAAUAUUGUGAGAGUCCAGUCCAUAGUGGAUCUAACAUAAUAGUGUGAGAGUCCAGUCCAUAGUGGAUCUAACAUAGAGUAAGAAUCCAGUCCAUUGUGGAUCUAACAUAAUAGUGAGAGUCCAGUCCAUUGUGGGGCUAGCUGUAUGUACAUAUUGCAUCAUCAUGCCUCAUUUGUAGCUAUAUUUGCAUCCAGCCUUUCCCUCCACCCACAUUUAAUGCCAAACAAACACAUACCAAUCGUUGGUUAGAAGGCGAUCGCCGAAUUCGUCCUCGCUUCCUCCUGUGCCGCUGUCUGUCGUGAUAUGGCUCAAAAGCUUCAGUUUCUUCUUUAAUUUUGUCUUCGGUACCGGCCUCCAUACUCCAACCAUCUGUUUCAAUACAUGCGUAAUCUGUUGAAUUGCUUACGGCGCUGAAAUCCGAGUCUGAAUCCGAGCUACUGUGCUAUCCGCCAUGUUUGUUUUUGGUUGCUUCCCGCAGUGACGUCACAGGACAAUAGACGGGUGGAUGUAGCGAUGGUGUAAGUCAGGCACUUUGAAGCCGUUUUACGGGAUAUUGAGUGAUGGGUAAAAUUUUGAGAAAAACUUUCGAAAAAUAAAAUAAGACACCGGGAACUUAUUUUUGUUGGUUUUAACCAUUCAGAAAUUGUGAUAAUGUUCCCCUUUGAGACCCAAGACCAUGCACAGGACACCAAAUAUUCAGCUGUUCAGUGUCGAGGGGUUGGGAUUUUUCAACAUUUCCCACAAUGCAUUGCAGUUGGCCAUGUUAGAAAGGUUCAUAGUUGCUGGUCAUUCCAGCUUUGAUAUUAAUUAUCUGCCACAACCGAGACGGGAGAGAUAUCACAUGCAUGGGGUUUCUCCUCUCCUUCCUCUUGGAUUACAGAAGUGUGCAUCAAUGAUCAUGAAAUUGUGUUUGUGUUGUGACAAAGUUGUAUAGUAUUGUUGCACACAGACACACAAAACUAUGUAAUAUUGUUUGUAAAUAUGAGUGCUACAAUACAACUCUUACUGUAACCUUUUUAUAAAAUAUACUUAAAGACUUUUGACUCCGGCCGAUACAACAAUUGGAAAACAAUUUUUCUGCAUUGAGGAACUGAAUGAAUAAUAUAUUUUUGAUGAUAGAUUUGAUGUAAUAAUGACUCAGUGUUUUGUAUCAACGUGACACUCGUGUAAUUAGUUGAAUCCCAAUAAGUAAAAUAGGAAGGUCACACCUUGGUGUGGUGUCUCCUUGUCCACUUUGAAGUGUAUAAAACUGUAUGUUCAACAUGAGAAAGUCGCUUCUUGUGUGGAAUAAAAACUGUUGGAUUCCACCUGAGCUGCUGGGUUCUUGGGGCCUAAGGUGGAAGGUGGAAAGGGCCAGGUGGGACCCCCAACGCAUGUCUGAUCUUGAUUUUGUAUAGCCGUCCUACAAGCUCGGUUGAUAGAGCGGCCGUGCCAGCAACUUGAUGGCUGCAGGUUCGAUUCCCGCUUCCGUCAUCCUAGUCACUGCCGUUGUGUCCUUGGGCAAGACACUUUACCCACCUGCUCCCAGUGCCACCCACACUGCUUUAAAUGUAACUUAGAUAUUGGGUUUCACUAUGUAAAGCGCUUUGAGUCACUAGAGAAAAGCGCUAUAUAAAUAUACUUCACUACCCUGAGAUUCCCCAAACUCAUUAAUUCUGGAAGCUAAGCAGUGUCUGGCCUGGUUAGUACUUGGAUGGGAGACUGCCUAGGAAAACCAGGUGCUGUUUGACCUUUGGACUCUUUAAGUUCCUGUUUUUUUUCACUCCCUUGUUUUGUUUCCAUGGUUACCCAUUGCUCAUUUGGACAUACGCACCUGUUUAAUCAUGUCCCUGUUAAUUAAGCAGGUCUUUUUCUGUUGGUUUGAACUUUUCUUGCUCUGUGCUGACUUUAUUCCUGCCUUGCCAUAGUUUCCUGCUUCAUGCCAAGCCAAAUAAUUUUUGUGUGGAUUUAUGUUCAUAGUCUGUUUAUGCCUUAGUUUUGUUUCUUAGCCCAAGUUGUGCCUCCGCUGUGAACGCUUUUUGUUUGUAACUUUUUGGAGUUCAAAUUAAAUCAUGUUUUUACCAAAA